CAUAGCAAGAGUGACAGCAAUUUGCAAAACAGAAACUGAACUUAUAUCUGACAAGCUGUGACAGAAGAAGAACAUGUACAGAAUAAGAAAGGAUAUCCUCACUUACCUUGUCCUGCAACUGUGUUUAUUCUGGACUUUGAACAAGUACUGUGUUGCUCAGCCUGAGACAACUAUGACAGAGCAGAAAGGGACCUUUGAAACUUGCAGUUCAUUUGGAUCAACCGUGCCCUUAAUGCAAUAAAUAGCUCUUCUGAUAUAUAGCAAGAUUAACAGCAAUUUGCAAAACAGAAUCUAAACUUCCAUCUGACAAGCUGUGACAAAAGAGGAACAUGUUCAGAAUAGAAAAGGCUAUCCUCACAUACUUUGUCCUGCAGCUGUGUUUAUUCUGGACUUUGAACAAAUGCUGUGCUGCUCAGCCUGAGACAACUAUAACCCAGCAAAAAGGGACCUUUGAAACUUGCAGUUCAUUUGGAUCAAUUAAUCCAAGAAUUGCUUUCCAUGCCUGCAUAGCAGGAGAAAAAGAUCCUCCACACCAAAUGACCUCUAUAGUGUUUGAUAACGUUCUGGUUAACUAUGGAAAUGGUUACAACAAGCAAACCGGCAUCUUUACUUGUACAAUCCCCGGUGUAUACACCUUCAACUACUCUCUGCUUCCAAAGAUGGACUCCGGUGACACUGCUCUGUUGCUGAUAAAAAAUGGAGACAAAAUCAACUAUAUUCACAGUAUUAAUACAGCAGGGAAUGCCCAAACAGCAUCUCUAAAUGCAGUGCUUCAUCUCAGCGUCGGUGACAGAGUGUGGGUGCAGUUACAACAAGGAAGGCCUUGGACUGGGGGCAACUCACUCUGUUUCCAAGGAUAUCAGCUGUUUUCAGACUAAGCAGAAAGAAUGUAACCUUUUACGUUGCAUUGGAUUUUAGAUAUUCAUUUAAUCGUGCGCUGAAGUGAUAGAGGAGAAAAGGUACAUUGAGUUUUUAAUUGUAAUGAUUUUUGUUGCUGUUGUUUUCCAUUUUAAACAGUUCUCACUCAUUUUGUCUUCUGCCUGUUUCAUGAGUAGAACUAAAUAUAUAAAUAGUUGGUAUCAUGCAAUCAUAAAAUCUCUAAGCACUAAGGAUAUCACUUAUAGCUAAAUCAGUUGUAUACCCUUUUUAGAACUUGCUUGAGGUGCUGUUUUUUGUAGCAAAUGAUAUUCUCAGAUUUUAUUCUGAAAUUGUUGUAAGGAGCAGUUAGAUUACCUAAAUAAAAUGCUACUAAUGUGACACAAAUUUGAUGCUUUAUAAAAGAAAGAAAUACAUAGGCAUGAGAGAUACUUUUGUUAUAGAGGUACAGAAUAUCAUAUUAGGUUGCAUUUUCUCACCAUAACGUCCUGUGUGUGACCCUCUAAUACAUGUUUAUGCAUUUGUGAACAGCUUUAGAAUGCAGUGGGUCAAAUUAGCACAUUAAACGCCUCUUGCAGUUUGUCUCAUUUUAUCAGUAUUGGUUCUAAAAAUUAUAUUUUCCAAACUUCAGCUCUGAACAUACUUUAUCUCCGGAUAUGUAGUCAAAUUGAUUGAGAGCAUUUUAAUCACAUGCUGAGCAAUUGAAAGAAAAUGAUAUCCUAAUAAUACCUUUGUCUCCCAGCUAGUACAACCUUGAAGAUGUUGUAUUAUAACAAGGGUAUAGUACUUCCUGAAAAAAUAGGUACCAUUUUUAUUUGUAUUAACAUCUGUAAACAGUCUAUGCUUUUUAAUAAAAUGCACACUUCAGUUCCUGAUACACACACACACACAUGUGUGUGUGUGUGUGUGUGUGUGUGUGUGUGUGUGUGUGUGUGUGUGUUAUUAUUAUUCUCACGGACAGUUAGGGAUGAAUUAAUAGUGUCAUUAAUGAAAAAGCCAUGAAUGAGAUAACGACCACGUCCUCUAUAUUACAUGAUAUGAUGACAUUGUGUACAUGAUAUCUGUAUGUUCCAUUAACCCAAUAUGAUUUCAUUUGUAAUGAUUUCAUAUAUUAGGAGAAAUACUGUAUAUGCUGUUCACAUUUACUUUAUUUUCAAAUUAAACACAGACGCAUACACACACAGACUCACUCACACACAUAAAAUCAUUACUGAACUAUUCAUCAAGCAUUAACAAAACAAGAUUUCAACUUCCCCGUUUCAACUUCCUAAUGUUCAACUUGAUGGUCACUCAGCAGAGGCACAUUGGUUUAAUUUGUUUAUACCAUUGUAUAUGAUUGAGUAAUAAUGAAAAAAAGGAUUGCAGGUGCUGUUUCCUCUUUGCUGGCAGUAAUUCACUAUGUGUGGCAAUUUAUCUUUUGUUUCUGUUGUUGCAUGCUCAUAGAGUUAGUGUAUUUAAGUAAGGGAGUAUGGAAAUUAUCCCCCCGCCAUAGAGAUCUAUCAGUGAGUUUAAGUUUCAGCUAUUUGGCCAUUUGCUUGAAACUUUAGCAACUUGAAAUGUGGGGAAAUUAGCAUACAAAAGUAUAGAUUAAAUGGAACCGUCUUCAUUUUGUAGCCAAAUGGAAAAUGAACAACUUUUGCUCAUAUGCUGUACUGAUGCCUACCUUGUUUUAAACAUAUUUAGACUUUGGUUUCUAUCAGAAUGCCACUCAUUUUGUAGAUGACACAUAUCUUUAAAAAUAGAACUCAUUUUGUAUGUAACUGCAUGCCAAACAACUUUUGUGCACAUAAAGCUCUUAACAUUUUCUGAUUCAUAGCUCUUCACAUUUGAUUUUUUUGAAAACAGAAAAUACUUUUUGUCUUUUUUCUUCAUUAGCAAAGAUGUGGAAUACACAUGUACAAGUAGUGUGAUUCGGUUUCUGCAGUGAGUGUUGCAUUGUAGAGCAUGUUAUAAGAUAUGUUGAGUAACUGUAACUUAUCCAAUUUAUCUUUUUAACUAUAAAUAAUAGAUAUCAUUGUUUUUGUGCAAAUGCAUUACAACAAUACUGCUGUAAGCUUAUGUGUUCUGAACUGAGACCAGAUGAUGCCUGAAAUGGGUUUGUAAACCAGCUAACAAACAGAAAAAUAAACAAAUGAAUGAACGAAUAAAUAAAAAAUAAAUAAAAU
Messenger RNA from Protopterus annectens (West African lungfish), 3041 nucleotides. RefSeq names its product C1q-related factor-like. The record is from RefSeq and is a predicted model, not a curated record. Gene Ontology annotation, molecular function: protein binding. The coding region runs from base 330 to 878 and encodes 182 amino acids. NCBI's taxonomy places the organism in Eukaryota, Metazoa, Chordata, Ceratodontiformes, Protopteridae. The transcript is spliced from 7 exons.